Messenger RNA from Alternaria alternata, 1340 nucleotides. RefSeq lists its product as hypothetical. The record is from RefSeq and is a predicted model, not a curated record. Bases 167 to 1204 code for a protein of 345 amino acids. The transcript is spliced from 3 exons. Lineage: Eukaryota; Fungi; Ascomycota; Dothideomycetes; Pleosporales; Pleosporaceae.
AGUGAAGGGAGAAGAAGGCCAACGAUGACUCGCUCGGCUGGCCUGAGCUGGGGUUGCAAAGCUUCCAGAGCCGAAACCCAAGCUUAUCACGAACCGCACGUUUUCUCCCAUCAACCCACCGAUCAAUCUAAUCCGAGUUGUGCGACGUGGCCAAUGAGUGCCGACAAUGGAUUUCAAUAACCCUAAUGCGUAUGGCGGCCAGUUCGCCAAUUCUCCGCAACACGCCCAAUUCGAUGCACAGGCGCGGCUUCAGCAACAGGGCAACCCACAUGGACAAUAUGGGCAGACCGCAUCUUUCCCGGGCAUGGGUGGCGCCAUGGGCAGCAACGGAAUCCAGCCAGGAGCCCCAUAUCUCCAGCAGCGAGCCGCCAUGCAGCAACAGCAGCAACAGCAACAACAGCAACAACAACAACAACAACAGCAGCAGCAGCAACACCAGCUGUCGUCGCCGAGCCCCUACUCCAACGCGCCCUAUGCGCAGACGAUGCCCUCGCCCGCCCACCACCAGUUUGCCCAGAACCGCCAGACGGCCUCCCCCGCGAGCACCACCGGACAGGCGCCCUUUGCGACGCCCCAACCCCAGCAGUCGCCCAGUAGCAUGCAGACCAACGGCCAGCAGCAGCCCAUGAAUCUCCAGCUGCCCGUCAAGGCCGAGCCGCCACAGGUCCACACGCCAGUCAAGCAGGUGCCCCCGUCGCCUGUGUCGCCAGUCAACCAGGCGCGCAGUGCCGACCGCGUCGCGACCCUCCUCGACAUCAACAGCAUCCUCAUAAAGGAGGUCUGCGAGCUCCAGGUGCAGGGCAAGGCCGGCCAAGUAGGGCCCACGCCAGAAGGGAAGCCCGAAGGCGACAAGCCCCAGCCAUCCAAGGACUACAUGCGCCGCCUGCAGGCAAACCUCGCAUACCUUGCGCAGAACGCCGAGAAGGUGCCUAAGCCUGGUCAACAACUACAGCCUGGGCCUGCCAUAAUGUCGAUUCCCGCCGCCCCCGCCGAGCUCGCAAAGCUGUAUACCAAGCUCCAGGAGCUGUUUCCGGGAUGGAAAGGCCAAACUCCCCAGAUGAAGCAAUCACCAGGACCACAGCGCAUCAACUCGAAUACCUCACAACCACCGAAUAGCGCAGGCCUGCAGCAGAAUUGGGGGCAGAACGCUAUGCAGCAGCAACAGCAGCAGCAACAACAACAAGCUAAGCAGGAGAACCAAUAAAGGGUCGAACAACCUCCUCCAUCGCAGGCGUAUGGACGGCGUUACUGUACUUUUAUACCUUGUGUAAGAUUGGCGUAGACAAGACGUGCUUGUCAUGGGUGUUUUUGAACAAUUCUACAAAAGAGUCGGACACAGG